Molecule: messenger RNA, 3961 nt
Organism: Cryptotermes secundus
Lineage: Eukaryota; Metazoa; Arthropoda; Insecta; Blattodea; Kalotermitidae
Gene: norpA
Product: 1-phosphatidylinositol 4,5-bisphosphate phosphodiesterase
Exons: 22
Coding region: 205-3510 (1101 amino acids)
Biological process (GO): lipid metabolic process; phosphatidylinositol-mediated signaling
Molecular function (GO): phosphatidylinositol-4,5-bisphosphate phospholipase C activity; calcium ion binding
Source: RefSeq, a predicted model, not a curated record
UAGACAUAUAGACCGCAAAGCGGAUCGAAGAAAAGGGAAACAGACUAGCAGACACAAGUGCAGAAAGUGUAGGUGUGUGUAUGUUCGGAACAUACGUAAAAAUGUGAUUGACAAAUUGCUUGCUGUACACCGGUGUUUACACAGUACGAUUUAAUGUCCACCAUUUGAAAUUUUCUAAGAAUGGCGUGAGUUGCCACUGGAGACAUGACAAAACGUUUUGAGUUCAACUGGCAUAUCCCAGUUCCAGAGCCACUGCUAAAAGGAUGUUAUUUCGAACGUUGGACAGAAGAAAAGGAGAAUGUAGAAUAUGAAGCAAAAUGUCUCUUCAGGGUGGAUGAAUACGGCUUUUUCAUUUACUGGAAGAGUGAGGCCCGUGAUGGUGAUGUCAUCGAGCUGUGUCAAGUAAGCGACAUUCGAGCAGGUGGACUUCCGAAGAAUGAGAAGUUGAAUAAUACCCUGAUGAAGUUGGGAGACAAUGUGGAAGAACGCUCACUAACCAUAUGCAGUGGCACUGACUACAUCAACAUUAAUUAUCAGCAUGUUGUUUGCCCAGACAUAGAGACUGCUAAGGCCUGGUUACAAGGCAUCAGGAAAAUCACGCACAAUGUAAAGGCAAAUAAUGUAUGCCCCAUGACGUGUUUGAAGAAGCACUGGAUGCGACUAGGAUUCCUUACUGAUCCUAAGGGCAAAGUACCAGUGAAGGUUGUGGCAAGAACUUUUGCAUCAGGAAAGACAGAGAAGUUGGUAUAUCAGUGUCUCUCAGACCUUGGUCUUCCCAGUGGAAAGAAUGAUGUAAUAGAACCAGAAGACUUCACUUUUGACAAGUUCUAUGGCUUGUACCAUAAGAUUUGUCCAAGAAAUGAUAUAGAGGAACUCUUCCAGUCUAUCACCCAAGGUAAAACAGAGACUAUUAGUAUGGACCAGUUCAUCCUAUUUCUGAACGAAAAACAGAGAGAUCCAAGAUUGAAUGAAAUAUUAUAUCCAUUGUAUGAUGAGAAGAGGGCUGCAGAAAUCAUCACUACGUACGAACAGGAUGAACAGGCUCGGGGUGAACGGAAGCUGACAAAGGAUGGUUUGAUACGCUACCUGAUGUCUGAUGAAAAUGCACCAGUAUUUCUGGAUCGCCUUGACAUUUACAUGGAUAUGGACCAGCCUUUAUCUCAUUAUUACAUUAAUAGUUCCCACAACACCUAUUUAAGUGGCCGCCAGUUUGGUGGAAAGUCUUCCGUUGAGAUGUAUCGCCAGGUUCUGCUAGCAGGCUGCAGAUGUGUGGAACUGGACUGCUGGGAUGGUUUGGGGAGAGAUGAGGAACCAAUCAUCACUCAUGGGAAGGCGAUGUGCACAGACAUUGUUUUCAAGGAUGUGAUCUAUGCCCUUCGUGACACAGCUUUUGUGACGUCAGACUUCCCGGUCAUACUUUCAUUUGAGAACCACUGCUGUAAGGGACAACAAUACAAGCUCGCCAGAUACUGCAAUGACAUCCUUGGAGACCUGUUGUUGAAGGAACCCCUGCCUGAAAGUGCUCUGGAGCCAGGUGUACCACUUCCAUCUCCCAACCAGCUCAAGCGCAAGAUUCUCAUCAAAAACAAACGUUUGAAACCAGAUGUGGAGAAGGCAGAAUUGGACCUGUUCAUGCAGGGGCAGUUUGUUAUUGAGGAUGAGGAAAAAGAAGAUGCAUCUGCACCAAUGAUAGAAAAGAAAGAGGAGCCAGCUGAAAGUGUAGAUGGCACUGCUACUCAGGAAGAUGUACCCAUACAAGUCCCUUAUACUGGCUCAACAACUAAUGUUCAUCCCUGGCUCUCAUCAAUGGUAAACUAUGCCCAGCCUGUCAAGUUCCAGGGAUUCGAUGUUGCAGAACAAAAGAAUAUCCAUCACAACAUGUCUUCAUUUGCGGAGACUGCUGGACUAGGAUACCUUAAGUCUCAAGCAAUUGAGUUUGUCAAUUACAAUAAACGACAGAUGUCUAGGAUCUACCCCAGAGGCACCAGGGCAGAUUCUUCCAAUUACAUGCCUCAGGUGUUCUGGAAUGCUGGCUGCCAGAUGGUGUCACUGAAUUUCCAGACACCUGACUUGCCCAUGCAAUUGAAUCAAGGCAAAUUUGAAUACAAUGGGAACUGUGGCUACUUGCUGAAGCCAGACUUCAUGAGGCGGUCUGAUCGUAGUUUUGAUCCAUUUGCAGAAUCACCUGUUGAUGGAGUCAUUGCUGCGCAGUGUUCUGUGCAGGUGAUUGCAGGCCAGUUCUUGUCUGACAAAAAAGUGGGGACCUAUGUGGAAGUGGAUAUGUAUGGGCUUCCAACCGAUACUAUCAGACGGGAGUUCCGGACACGUAUGGUUCCAUCCAAUGGACUAAAUCCAGUCUAUAAUGAAGAGCCAUUCCUCUUCAGGAAGGUUGUGCUUCCAGACUUGGCUGUUUUAAGAUUUGGUGUUUAUGAGGAAAAUGGAAAGCUGCUUGGCCAGCGUAUUCUCCCACUGGAUGGCCUGCAGGCAGGCUAUCGGCAUAUUUCUCUGAGGACUGAAGCCAACUUCCCCAUGUCACUGCCCAUGUUGUUCUGCAAUAUUGAGCUCAAGAUAUAUGUGCCUGAUGGAUUUGAAGAUUUUAUGGCUGCUCUGUCAGACCCAAGAGCAUUCAUUUCAGCCCAGGAGAAGAGAAACCAGCAGCUGAAAGCUAUGGGCAUAGAAGAGACAGACAUCAAAGAUCCACUGUUGGGUGUUGAUGGAAAUUCAACAGCAGGGGCUGGAGGAAAGAAAGGAAGCAAAACUGGUGGUGCAAAAGGUGCUGCAGCUGGUGCCAAGGUUGAGGAAGAGAAGAAAGAGGACCUUAAAUUUGAGUCAAUCACUGCUGAAUCCUUGAGAGCAGAAAAGGGAUUUCAGAAGAUAGCCCGUAAACAACAAAAAGAACUAGAUACCAUGAAGAAACGACAACUGAAGGAGCAGCUGACCAUGCAGAAACAGCAAUGUACAGCCAUUGAGAAACUUAUCAAAGGAAAAAAUAAGAGUGAUUUGGUGUCAGACCCAACUGUCCGAAAACUGGUUGUAGAGCAGACAGUGCAGUGGAGUGACAUGGUUGAGCGUCACCGUAAGGAAGAAUGGGAAUUAGUGAGGCAGCACCUGACAGACCAGCAGGAUAUUUUGAAAAGGCUUAUGGAGACUUCACAUGCUGCACAAAUGAAGCAGUUGGAAGCUAAGCAUGAUCGGGAAAUGAAGGAAAUGAACUCGCGGCAAGCCAAGAUUUCUGUGGAGACAAUGAGGGAAGUAGCUAAUGACAAGACUCUCCGGACAAAAGGAGACAGAGACCGUCGCAUGAAGGAGAAGAAACAGAACAAUACCAAGAAAUUCACAGAUGAACGCAGGUUUGCUCAAAAGAAGAAUGACAGGGAGAUAGAGAAACUGAAGUCAAAACAUGAUAAAGAAAUGGAAACUCUGAUAAAGGAUGUGCAGAACCAAAUUGAGUUGAACAACAAUGAAGAACUAGAGCACCAACUCGCACCCAAGAUGGAGUUCUUUGCUUGAACUCUCAUGUAAUUGCAGGACAAUACAAAUAGACGCAACCAAAAUCUCGUCAUAUUUAUGUUUAUGAUUUAUAUUAUUAUAAUUCUAGUCAGUUCGGUACUGGAUCACACUGUCAUAGUGCUGUAAUUCUCCUCUGUGGGGUGGAGUAACAGUACAUCUCAAUGUAUUAAGGUAUGUGAUAGAACACUAGAUGUAGAUCUCCACAGUGUCAGAUGCUUGAUGAAUAUGGCUCCUUAUAAAAAUUAAAUAACAAAGGUCUUCACAGUUUUUAAGCUGGUGGUUGAUCUGUAUGAUAAACAUGCAAAGUGUCAUUUCAUCAUAAUUUCUAGAAGCAUCAUUACUUAUUACUGUAUAUGUGUAUGUGUAUGUAUGCCUACAGCAAAAGGUACAAAAAGUUAACUUAAAGCCAAAUAUUGUUGUUAUAGAUUUCAUAAGAUAUCUGUCCUUAGUU